Messenger RNA from Penicillium griseofulvum, 2040 nucleotides. RefSeq names its product Zn(II)2Cys6 transcription factor. The transcript has 4 exons. The record is from RefSeq and is a predicted model, not a curated record. Bases 1 to 2040 code for a protein of 679 amino acids. Gene Ontology annotation, molecular function: zinc ion binding; sequence-specific DNA binding; DNA-binding transcription factor activity, RNA polymerase II-specific. Lineage: Eukaryota; Fungi; Ascomycota; Eurotiomycetes; Eurotiales; Aspergillaceae. Gene Ontology annotation, biological process: positive regulation of transcription by RNA polymerase II; DNA-templated transcription.
AUGGAACUCUCUGGGGUAAUUCCUCCUGAUGGACUCGCCUCUCCCAGGGUGGCGGGGCAGCUUCCCCAGAGCCGCAAACGUGGCAUCGGGCGGACAGCGUGCUCGCGAUGCAAGACACGAAAGCAGAAGUGCGAUGGUCAGCUGCCUGUUUGUUCCAACUGUACCAAAUCAAGGGCCACUUGCGACUUACAAAAUGUCCGCGGCGAGGAUUUGGUCGUCGCGAAAUACAUUCAUGCCCUUGAAAGCAAAGUCGCCGAACUCGAAAUUCAACUCCUGCAGCACCAAACUUCGCAGGGGGAAGGCGCCCCGCCAGGGAAGAUGAGCAUUGCGGAUGUAGCAAAUUCGCUCUGUCUCUCUCUUCCCGACACGUCUUCAGGAAUGGAAUUCUCUCAAUUUGCACUCCACCUUGCCCUCAAUAUCGGCGAUGUAUCCCAAGGCUCGGCGACCACUGGUCGUAAUCCAACCGGUGACUCUGGCGUGUCCGAGGAGCAUCGGGAAAGCUCUGCGGCCGCAGGAAGCUACCCAUUCACAAAUGUUAUGACCCAUGGCGUGGAUGGCACUGGGCCACCAUCAGAUGAGCUGGGUGCAAGACUGAUCGAGACAUAUUUAGAGAGAGUUGACUCGAGGUAUCCGUUCCUGGAUCUAGACGAGAUCCUGCAAUGGCAUCGAGAUAGGGAACGUCUCUCCCAUAUUGGCCUGCAGUCCCUGACUGCCAGCCAGCAUUUUGGAUUAUUUAAACUGUACCUCGUGUAUGCUGUUGGGUCGGGUCUACUUUCCUUGACGGAAAAACACGCAUCUUUACCUACACCAGAGGCUUUCUAUGCGACGGCAAUACGGCAUAUCUCCGCGGCACGAGAACCCCGAUCUCUAGAGAACAUCGAGGCUAUGGUUCUUCUAGUCAUCUUUCACCUUCGUUCCUCCAUCAGCCAAGAGCUAUGGUAUCUCAUCGGAUUUGCCAUGCGUACCUGCAUUCAUUUGGGUAUGUAUCUUUCCCGGCGCGAAGCCGACCUGUCCCCCGCUGUUAUUCAAAAGCGUCGGAAAUUGUUCUGGACAGUGUAUUCCCUUGAGCGCAACAUUUCUAUCGCACUUGGCUAUCCUGUUAGUCUGCCUGACCGAUUGAUUGAUGUUGAGAUGCCCACUGUGAUGCAAGAGGAUGAUCACAAAUUACGGCAAGCAAUUCAUCUGUUCCGACUUAGGAGAAUCGAGUCUCGCAUUCAUCAUUCUCUAUAUCGCAUUGACCGGACCCUGCAAGAGCUCCUGCCAAAGGUUAGAGGGUACUAUCAAGAGUUACAGGAGUGGAAGGAGAGUUUACUGGCGUCUGUGUCUCUGGACAACGGCAACCGCCCGGACUAUUUACUUCUCCACUACCACCGAGCUAUUCGCCUCCUUAUGCAGCCUUUCCUCUCUAUCCUACCAAGCUCUGAUCCAUAUUUCAAGGCUUGUUUAGAGUCGGCAGGUCAGAUCUGUCAACUACACAAGAAACUGCAUCAGAACGCGGCGUACGGGCAUAGCUUUAUCGCCGUCCAAACCGUCUUUGUCUCCGGUAUCAUGAUGCUAUAUUGCCUAUGGACGCAUAAGAAUGUCUGGAGUGUACGACUGAGCAACAAUAUUCGAGCGUGUUCAAGCGUACUGUUUGUUAUGGGCGAAAGAACUCCAUGGGUUCGGCGAUACCGCGACGCAUUUGAGGCGCUGGUGAGCAUGACCAUGGAGCGACUAGAAACCCAACAGGAAACCGAUGCCAGAGAGAUCGCAAACAUUAUGGAUGACGUUCCCAUGCAGAAUAUGGGAGUUGCGCCGCUUCAAGAAACCCAAAGUCAUGGCAGUGUAGUUGCCGAGUUUCCAGGAAUGGAAGGGUCUGUACCAGCACAAGGAGAGUCUAUGCCACCAGCCCUGCAAGUGCUACAAGACAGAUGGAUGGAGUUCGAUACAAUGGCGGUGGUUAAUGAGCUCGUCGCAUGGGUAGAUCCCGACACUCCCCUAGCGGAAACAUCUUACGGGAGUUUGGCAGACACUAGUUGGGAGGCAUGGCAGCUACCCUAA